Molecule: messenger RNA, 3717 nt
Organism: Symphalangus syndactylus (siamang)
Lineage: Eukaryota; Metazoa; Chordata; Mammalia; Primates; Hylobatidae
Gene: CD300LG
Product: CD300 molecule like family member g
Cellular component (GO): plasma membrane
Molecular function (GO): transmembrane signaling receptor activity
Source: RefSeq, a predicted model, not a curated record
UAUGGACCCCUCUCUCAGUAUAAUGGCGGGUAAAUAUGUAAAUAAAAUACAUAUGCUGGAAAGAAAACUAAUACUGGUGAGAUGAUUCUUAAAACUCUUUAUAAAUGUGUAAUAUAAUAAUAGCCGUUUCAUUAUUGUAAAUAACCAGCUCUAGGGGCAGGUCUAGGAACUCAUUAUUUUCCAAGCAGUGAGGGGUAUACACGACGUUUCGAGAUAUCCACAACCUGAUGUGCCAGUGUCUGUGAUUGUAAUUCGUAACAAAGUUGCAGGUACUGCUAACAGUACACUCUUAAUAAGAGGAAAAACUAAAUAUUAGAAGUUGAUGAAAGUCAAUAUGUAACUUUUUCCCAUGUGAGUUCGACUUACAGACCCCUUAGGGCGCACGGACCACAGGUUAAGGCCCCUCUGAAGGCGCACGAGUUUAGGAGAAGCUCCGUUGUGGGUUUUCAGUCCUGAAGGUGAGCCGCGGGGUAGGCACGCAUGGGCGCUCAGAAAAGGGAAGGCAGAGGCGCCUCCCCGGCUGCGCCUGCGGAGGGAUGACCCACACUCCCCUCCCCUGGCUUCUUUGGCCUGGUUUCACGCGACUAGAGGAAGUUAAAGACCCGUGUGACUGAAGAGGAGCUCACAGUUCCCAGCGUCUGCUCCCGCGGUGUCCAGCGCCCAGAAUGCAGCUUCUGGUCCUGCUAUGGGGUUGCCUGCUGCUCCCAGGUUAUGAAGCCUUGGAGGGCCCAAAGGAAAUCAGCGGGUUCGAAGGGGACACUGUGUCCCUGCAGUGCAUCUACAGGGAAGAGCUGAGGGACCACCGGAAGUACUGGUGCAGGAAGGGUGGGAUCCUCUUCGCUCGCUGCUCUGGCACUAUCUAUGCAGGAGAGGAAGGCCAGGAGACAACGGAGGGCAGGGUGUCCAUCCGUGACAGCCGCCAGGAGCUCUCGCUCAUUGUGACCCUGUGGAAUCUCACCCUGCAAGACGCUGGGAAGUACUGGUGUGGGGUCGAAAAACGGGGCCCCGAUGAGUCUUUACUGAUCUCUCUGUUCGUCUUUCCAGGACCCUGCUGUCCUCCCUCCCCUUCUCCCACCUUCCAGCCUCUGGCUACAACACGCCUGCAGCCCAAGGCAAAAGCUCAGCAAACCCAGCCCCCAGGAUUGACUUCUCCUGGGCUCUACCCGGCCAUCACCACAGCCAAGCAGGGGAAGACAGGGGCUGAGGCCACUCCAUUCUCAGGGACGUCCCAGUAUGGGCACGAAAGGACUUCUCAGUACACAGGAACCUCUCCUCAUGCAGCGACCUCUCCUCCUGCAGGGAGCUCCCGCCCCCCCAUGCAGCUGGACUCCACAUCAGCAGAGGACGCCAGUCCAGCUCUCAGCAGUGGCAGCUCUAAGCCCAGGGUGUCCAUCCCAACGGUCCGCAUACUGGCCCCAGUCCUGGUGCUGCUGAGCCUUCUGUCGGCCGCAGGCCUGAUCGCCUUCGGCAGCCACCUGCUCCUGUGGAGAAAGGAAGCUCCACAGGCCACAGAGACACAGAGGAACGAGAAGGUCUGCCUCUCACACUUGGUAAGGACAGAGGCAUAUGGAAGCCCAAGCUCAGAUCCCCUUGGGGCUGGAAGUCAAGAUUCCUGGGCUUUGCCUCUGUUACUUCCUACCUGGUCCUCCUUGCCUGACCUAGAGGCAGCACUUGCUCCCCACCUUGGAGGAAUCUGUGUGAGCCCCAAGAUCAGCCCUGCAGGGUGUGAGCCAGACAGACUGCCCAUGGGGGACUCACAGCCGCUGGGGAAUGGCCGGGACCCAGAGGACGCCGUGAUCAACCUUGCAGGGCCCAUGGGGUCUCUCACCAUCCCCGAGCCCUCUCUCAGCCUCGACACAGACAUCCAGUAUCUAAGCCAGACUACAGAGGAAAAGGAAGCCCCUUCCCAGGCCCCUGAGGGGGACGUGAUCUCGAUGCCUCCCCUCCACACAUCUGAGGAGGAGCUGGGCUUCUCGAAGUUUGUCUCAGUGUAGGGUAGGAGGCCCUCCUGGCCAGGCCAGCCGUGAAGCAGUGUGGCUGGCUGGAUCAGCACCGAUUCCCGAAAGCUUUCCACCUCAGCCUCACAGUCCAGCUGCCCGGACUCCAGGGCUCUCCCCACCCUCCCCAGGCUCUCCUCCUGCGUGUUCCAGCCUGACCUAGAAGCAUUUGUCAGCCCUGAAGCCCAGAGCGGUGGCCUUGCCCUUCCGGCUGGAGACUGGGACAUCCCUGAUAGGUUCACAUCCCUGGGCAGGGUACCAGGCUGCUGACCCUCAGCAGGGCCAGGCAAGGCUCAGUGGAUCUGGUCUGAGUUUCUAUCUGCCAGGAACUCUCCUGGGCCUCAUGCCCAGUGUCGGACCCUGCCUUCCUCCCGCUCCAGACCCCACCUUGUCCUCCCUCCCUGGCGUCCUCAGACUCAGUCCCACGGUCUCCUGCAUCAGCUGGUGAUGAAGAGGAGCAUGCUGGGGUGAGACUGGGAUUCCGGCUUCUCUUUGAGCCACCUGCAUCCCAGCCCUUCAGGAAGCCCGUGAAAAAUGUGAUUCCUGGGCCCCACCAAGACCCACCAAAACCAUCUCUGGGGCUUGGUGCAGGACUCUGAAUUUCUAACAAUGCCCAGUGACUGUUGCACUUGAGUUUGAGGGCCGGUGGGCCUGAUGAACGCGCAGACCCCUCCAGCUUGGAGUCUGCAUUUGGACUGUGACGUCUCCCGCCUGCCUCCAUAAGAUCUGCUCUGUCCACGACACCACGACCCAGCUGGGGACUCCCCUGAGGCCUGCCUAAGUCCAGGCCUGGGUCAGUUCAGGUGCACAUUGCAGGGAUAAGCCCAGGACCGGCAGAGAGUGGUUACCUUUCCAUUUGCCCUCCCUGGCCAUGCCUUCUUCCCUUUGGAAAAAUGAUGAAGAAAACCUUGGCUCCUUCCUUGUCUGGAAAGGGUUACUUGCCUAUGGGUUCUGGUGGCUAGAGAGAGGAGUAGAAAACCAGAGUGCACAUGGGUGUCUAACACGGAGGAGAGUAGGAACAGGGCAGAUACCUGAAGGUGACUCCGAGUCCAGCCCCCUGGAGAAGGGGUCGGAGGUGGGGGUAAAGUAGCACAACUACUAUUUUUUUCUUUUUCUAUUAUUAUUGUUUUUUAAGACAGAAUCUCACACUGCCACCCAGGCUGGAGUGCAGUGGCACGAUCUGCAAACUCCGCCUCCUGGGUUCAAGCGAUUCUCCUGCCUCAGCCUCCCGAGUAGCUGGGAUUACAGGCACGCACCACUACACCUGGCCAAUUUUUGUAUUUUUAGUAGAGACGGGGUUUCACCAUGUUGGCCAGGCUGGUCCCGAACUCCUGACCUCAAAUGAUCCUCCUGCUUCAGUCUCCCAAAUUGCCGGGAUUACAGGCAUGAGCCACCGCGCCUAGCCCUAUUUCCUUUAAAAAGUGAAAUUAAGAGUUGUUCAGUAUGCAAAACUUGGAAAGAUGGAGGGGAAAAAGAAAAGGAGGAAAAAAUGUCACCCAUAGUCUCACCAGAGACUAUCAUUAUUUCGUUUUGUUGUACUUCCUUCCACUCUUUUCUUCUCCACAUAAUUUGCCGGUGUUCUUUUUACAGAGCAAUUAUCUUGUAUAUACAACUUUGUAUCCUGCCUUUUCCACUUUAUCGUUCCAUCACUUUAUUCCAGCACUUCUCUGUGUUUUACAGAACUUUUUAUAAAUAAAAUGUUCAUCAGCUGCAUAUUCCA